AACAGUACCAUGGUGGAACAGUCGGACCGAGCCCCGCUGCUGGACUGGGAGGAGAUCCCACCGCCCGAUCCGAACCAGGCGGCCCAACCACAGACUCAGCCGCCGCGAGAAGAAGACUCCGCGGCGGAGAAGAGUGCACCGACAGGCACUGCGGCUGGUACUGGGUGGAGCAGCACCACCGCCACCAUCGACGCCGCCACCGCCACCACCACCACCAUCCCCAUCAUCACCCCCAUCAUCACCCCCAGUGCGACACAGAACGUGGCAGCUGUUGUUGUCAAAGGGGACGGAAUCCCGGGCCGAACCGAGCUGUCUGGGCACGGGUGGGAUCGCCCGCAGCCUCUCGGUACAGACCGUAAUGUCCCUUUCCCCGGCCUCUCAGCGAGGGAUCAGUGGGAGGAAAAAGACCAGAUAGUGGCUGUGUUUGUGGUUACCUUUGAUACAAGAUCAGGGAAUAUGAUAGAGUGGUGCCUGCCUCAUGACAUCAACUUGGACGGAGUUGAAUUCAAGUCAAUGGCCAGUGGUUCCCAUCGGAUCACCAGUGACUUCAUAUAUUUUCGUAAAGGGGGUUACUUCGGUCUGGCAUGUUUUGCGAACAUGCCUGUGGAGAGUGAGCUGGAACGAGGAGCAAGAAUGAAGUCUGUGGGAAUUCUGUCUCCCUCCUACACUCUGCUCUACCGUUACAUGCACUUCCUUGAGAACCAAGUCAGACACCAGUUGCAGUGUCCUGGACAGUAUUCUCCACUGGAGGCCUUUUAUGAGGAUAAGAAGGCCAUUCUUCCCCCUACAGGAAACGGACUGGUCACCGCCUGCCCGACCUGGAGUGUUACUAAUAUAAGCCGCUGCAUGCACCCUGAAAUGAAGAUCACCCAUCCGGCUGGCUGCAUGUCCCAGUUCAUCCAGUUUUUCGGGGAGCAAAUAAUGGUGCUGUGGAAGUUUGCGCUGCUUCGGAAACGUCUACUCAUCUUCUCCCCUCCACCUGUAGGGGUUGUCUGCUACAGGGUGUAUUGCUGUUGCUGCCUGGCCAAUGUUUCAUUACCGGGCAUUGGAGUUUCUGUGCCUGAAUUACGGCCUUUCUUCUACAUCAACAUAGCCGACAUCUCUGCCCUGGAAACAGAGCUGUCAUACGUGGCCUGCACCACAGAGAAGAUCUUUGAGGAGAAGAAGGAGCUGUAUGAUGUCUACAUCGAUAACCAGAAUGUGAAAACUCACAGAAGCCAUUUGCAGCCGCUACUUAGACUGAAUGCAGCAGACAAGGAGAAGUACAGGAAGCUGAGUGAGCAGAGGCAAUUGCUGCUGUACUCUCAGGAGGUGGAUGAAGACUGCACAUCAAAUGAAGAGGAUCUUUUCAUCCUGUUCUUUAUGGAGCUGAAUAACCGCAUCUUCCAGACCCUGUCAGAGGUAGCAGGAAGUGCUGACCCCACUCUCACUGGUGAGCAUGUGAGGGCCAUGGGGCUGGAUCCCCAAGGUGAUCGCUCCUUCCUUGCCGACCUGCUGGAGGUUUACGGUUUCGAUGUAACGCUGGUCAUAGACAACCUCUGCUGCACCUGAACCCCAUUCAACCUGGGAAACUUGGAAGCCACUGGAUUAUAUGUGCCUACUAGGCCCACACAUACCAAGACACUGAAGACACUGCCCUCCAUCCUGGGACAUCAUCUGUUCUCUUCUGUCCUCCCCGCCUCUGUGUGUGUUUCAUCUGACCUGAGGAGACUGUUUCUAACCACUGUGGAUGACAAGGACACCUAACAUUGUGCACUUCUUCACAGUAGGUAAUGAAUACCAGUACUGCUGAGCUUAUGGCCAUUAAUAUCUCACGAGUCACUCCUUGCUGUUUUUGUCAGAACCACAUUUUUCUUAUGUGUACACGUGUUUGAGUUUGAUUCUGGCUUAAGUGGCCAGGACUGAGGCACUGACUGAAAAUAUAAAAAGUUUGAUCGUCACCACAGGAUGAUUGCACCUGCCACAGUAGUGAAGUCACUGGCACUUUGACAUCCACUUCUGGUUUGUCUAAAGAAUGGAUUCGAGCUUGGAAAAGGUUCUUGGAAAUGAACUUGUACGCUUCAGAUACCUUUUCUGGAAAGUUGAACAGACCUCAAAAUUACAGCUGUAAUUCUGUACUUGUGUUUUUCUUGUUCUGGCUAUUU
This is a messenger RNA of Archocentrus centrarchus (flier cichlid), 2144 nucleotides long. It is a transcript of the gene dennd11, whose product is annotated as DENN domain containing 11. The coding region runs from base 10 to 1551 and encodes 513 amino acids. Gene Ontology annotation, cellular component: cytoplasm. The transcript is spliced from 9 exons. Lineage: Eukaryota; Metazoa; Chordata; Actinopteri; Cichliformes; Cichlidae. The record is from RefSeq and is a predicted model, not a curated record.